UGAAAUGGAGGAUUUAAUGACAAGUGAGUUUGCUGAUUUUGUAGCCUCCAAUGGUCAAAGUGUUUCCGCUCUCCGUGACAAGUAUAAAAAGGAUUCUCAUGCUUGGUGGUACCUCAAUGGCCAUACAUCACCAAACCUUCAAACUCUUGCAAUCAAAGUUUUAUCGCAAGUUGCUAGUUCCUCUUCAUCUGAGCGAAAUUGGAGCACAUACUCCUUUAUCCACUCAGUGAAACGCAACCGACUGGCAGCAAGUAAGGCGGAAGAGCUCGUUUAUGUGCAUUCAAACUUGCGCCUUCUUACUCAUAAACAAAAUGAGUAUAAGGAUGGGAGCACAAAGUUUUGGGAUGUAGAUCCAGAGCGAACUGAUUUGGAUUUUUCGGCUGCCACACAAUCUUUACUUUCUGGGGAGUCUGAUAGCCAAUGUGCUGCUAGUGCAAGUGGCAGUGAGGCUGCAUGUGGUUCUAGCACUCUACCUACAUCAUCUAAUAUGGGGGGGGGUUCAGAUGGAAAGGACCCUGAUGAUCCCGUGGUUUUGGGGGACCCAGGGGGAGGACCAACACCACGUGAUGAGCGGUUAAAAGAUGAGAGUGGGAAAGAGCAGGUUCAAACUUCAAAAAUAGAAGACAACAACUCGAUAGGAGCCCAAGGACAGCAAGAGAUUUGUGUCUCAGAGAACACGGUGGAAGGAAAAGAUCACCCGGAAAAGGUUUUCUCAUUAACAGACCCGAAGGGGGGACCCAAUGGACAGACACGUAAGUGGUCCUCGCUGUUUGGGGUUAAGCCUAAAGGGCUCGUUUGA
Molecule: messenger RNA, 799 nt
Organism: Cryptomeria japonica (Japanese cedar)
Lineage: Eukaryota; Viridiplantae; Streptophyta; Pinopsida; Cupressales; Cupressaceae
Exons: 4
Coding region: 5-799 (264 amino acids)
Molecular function (GO): protein dimerization activity
Source: RefSeq, a predicted model, not a curated record